Messenger RNA from Drosophila simulans, 1003 nucleotides. RefSeq lists its product as uncharacterized. Lineage: Eukaryota; Metazoa; Arthropoda; Insecta; Diptera; Drosophilidae. The coding region runs from base 406 to 804 and encodes 132 amino acids. The record is from RefSeq and is a predicted model, not a curated record. The transcript is spliced from 2 exons.
ACUCUUUCUUCGUCAUACAAAGUCGUCUGUUUCUGGAUUUUUAAGAGGGGCCUAGCCGAGAAGUGACUCUGUUUUAAGUACAACAAUAAAUCGAGACUUAAGGAUGGAAUGGAAAACCGGAGGGGGGAGGAGGUGAGGGAACCACCACCCACGUAACGGGCGAAGACAACUUCAUAAUUCACUCAAGAAAAGUCUUUUUUUCUUUUCGUUUUGUUGUUCAGCCCAGUACGCCGGCUUCAAUCUCAAUCUCAGCCUACGGAUGAAUCGCAAAGUACAUAAGUAGGUGGCGGGCUAUAUGGCUAUCCAUGAGAUACUUGGUGCGUAUAGGAAUUGUGCUCAAUUUCCACAGACACACACUGUGACAAUCGGGGGCCUUAUCAACACAGAAGCAUCAUCUUGCACAGCAUGCUUUUAUCUCUCUCUCAGUUUGAGUCGUUUGAGAACAGGCGUUCAGAAGUGGCCAGCAGCUCCAUUCCACUCACAGAAAUCGGGGGCUCUCGGGUUCUCUCGGUUUCUCAACGCUGGGUUCUCGGUUCUGGAUUCACCGUUCUCAUGGGCAAAUGGAUGUUUGUGCGCCUCUUUCUCUCCUCCACUUGCCAGCACUUGCCAAAUACACGGAAGAGCACGGGGCGAGAUGUGCGAAAACUGGAAAUGGAGGAGCCGAGUUGCAGCACACAAAAGCCGCAGGGAAACCCAAACUCACACACGCACACCGAACCAUUUUUAAGCCAAAGGAAGUCCAGGAAUGAAGGAAUCAGGCUGAGAUUCAGGGGACGCCGGAAGGAGAAGGGCAGUGCGCUCUGAGACAAGCGCAAAUGAAUCGAAAUGAGGCGAGCUGCAGUCACAGAAGCAGCAGCUAAAGCAGAAGCUCUCACAGGGAAAACUGCUUUGGCAAAAUCGGGAAAAUAGUAAAGAUAAUUAACUAAAGAAAUGCAUAUCUUCAAUACUUGCAUUAUUUUGUUUAAAAAAGAUUCCAAUAAAAACAUUAUUUUAUACCUAUCAA